AUGACCAUCAACCCGACCUACCUUGCGCAACGGACGCGCUCCUCCGUCAACUGGCAGGAUGCGAAGUACCGAGUCCUCAAGUCAUACCGCGAGUGGCUGCGCGCGUCCCCCGAGAUCCAGACCAUGUACUCUCUGAACAUGCCCGUUUCCGCUAUCCGCACCAAGAUCCGCCAGGAGUUUGAGAAGCACCGUUAUGUCAACCAGAUGAGCGUGGUGGAUGUCCUGCUCUUCCAGAGCCACGCCGAGUUCCAGGAAACCCUCAACUACUGGAAGCAGCUGUCCCACGUCAUGAAAUACUUCCGCCCCGAGGAAGACCCUGGUGCCCGCUUGCCCCGCAACUUCGUGUCGGGCUUCCUGGAGGGCCGCAACUGA
Penicillium cinerascens is the source of this 372-nucleotide messenger RNA. RefSeq names its product NADH dehydrogenase [ubiquinone] 1 alpha subcomplex subunit 6. Gene Ontology annotation, biological process: response to oxidative stress. The transcript is spliced from 4 exons. Bases 1 to 372 code for a protein of 123 amino acids. NCBI's taxonomy places the organism in Eukaryota, Fungi, Ascomycota, Eurotiomycetes, Eurotiales, Aspergillaceae. The record is from RefSeq and is a predicted model, not a curated record.